AUGGCGCGCUCCAUGGACAAUAUCAGCGCCGAGAAUAUCCUCUCUAAGCCUAGAGGCGCAGCCGAUGGAGAGUGGACUUACAACGACAGAGAUGCUGGCGCAAACACACAGGUUGCUGAGGCGGCGAGGAAAAGAAGGAGGAGAUGGAUCAUAAUUGGACUUAUUGUUGCCUUGAUCGUCAUCGCUGGAGUGGUCGUCGGCGUCUUAUUCGCGAAGAAUGUCAUCAAGACAGGCUCAGAAUCCGCCAAAGACGGUGCUGCCGCUGCUACACAGACGCCAGGCGGCGUGAACGGCGACUCCCCACAACCCACGAGCACAUCCGGUCCCACGGCAACUCAGACGACCGGUACUGCCACCAGCUCAUCGCGACCGACUUCCGUGUGCUCAACGUCCGACAGCAUCCCUGAUUCGGCCAAGGGUACUAAUUCGGAUGUGACCUCGUGGUCUGAUAUGACUGACUUCAACUGCACUUUCACCAGCGAACUAGUCGGCGGACUGCCCAUCGUGGGUCUCAACUCGACAUGGGACGACUCCAAGCAAGCCAACCCGGACGUUCCCGCUCUUAACAAGCCGUGGGGUUCGUAUACCCAGCGCCCAAUCCGUGGAGUCAACCUUGGCGGUUGGCUUUCUCUUGAACCUUUCAUCACGCCGUCGUUGUUCGAUUAUCCUUCCGACGCUGGCGUCCAAGAUGAAUACACCCUCUGCGCACAUCUCGGCAAGGAUGCGGCCAAAGUUCUGGAGAAGCAUUAUUCCACUUUCGUUACCGAGAAGGAUUUCAAGGCCAUCGCCGACGCAGGCCUGGACCAUAUUCGGUUGCCCUUUUCGUACUGGGCAGUCAAGACGUAUGACAAUGACCCAUACCCUGCGGGUCUCUCGUGGAGAUAUUUGCUUCGUGGUAUCGAAUGGGCCCGCAAGUACGGCAUUCGCAUCAAGCUCGAUCUUCACGGCCUCCCCGGUAGCCAAAAUGGUUGGAACCAUAGUGGCCGGUCGGGAACUGUCGGUUGGUUGAAGAGCUCAGGCCAGGAUGUCAACUUCAAGCGUUCCCUCGAAAUUCAUGACCAGGUGUCCAAGUUCUUUGCCCAGGACAGAUACAAGAACAUCGUUGUCUUUUACGGUCUGGCCAAUGAGCCCGCGAUGAGCAUUCCGCAGGACGAGCUGACGAAAUGGACGAGCGACGCGUACGAAGUGGUCCGCAAGAACGGCAUCAGCGCCACUCAGGUCUUUAGCGAGUCGAUGAGGGGUCUCGAGGCCUGGGGCGGCAAGCUGACCGGCUACGGCGACUCGCUCGCCAUCGACGUCCACGAGUACGUUAUUUUCGACGUCAACAUCCUCAAGUUCAAGCAUGCCGAGAAGAUCGCCUACAUCUGCAAGACGUGGACGGCACAGCUGCAAGGGAGCAUGGCAAAGACCGCCGGGUUUGGCCCUACGAUGGUCGCCGAGUGGUCCCAGGCCGACACGGAUUGUACUAAGCACCUCAACGGUAUGAACGCCGGAUCGCGCUGGGUCGGCACUUUCGCGGGAAAGACUACCCCUGCAUGCCCGACCGAGGAUAGCCAGUGCAGUUGUGACCUGGCCAAUGCUGAUCCUUCAACCUACACCGCGGAAUACAAGGCCUUUUUGUUGACUUGGGCCGAGGCUCAGAUGUCCGUCUUUGAGAAGACCUGGGGUUGGUUCUACUGGACCUGGAAGUCGGAGUCGGCACAUUUGUGGAGUUAUGAGGCCGGCUUGAAGGGCAAGUUCCUACCGGCCCGCGCCAACGAACGCUCAUGGGACUGCUCCAAGCCGGUACCCAGCUUCGGCAACCUGCCAGAGUAUUAUUAG
This is a messenger RNA of Colletotrichum truncatum, 1821 nucleotides long. Its product is annotated as glucan 1,3-beta-glucosidase D 1. Gene Ontology annotation, biological process: glucan catabolic process. The record is from RefSeq and is a predicted model, not a curated record. NCBI's taxonomy places the organism in Eukaryota, Fungi, Ascomycota, Sordariomycetes, Glomerellales, Glomerellaceae. Gene Ontology annotation, molecular function: beta-glucosidase activity. Gene Ontology annotation, cellular component: extracellular region; cell surface.